AUGAACGCCAGCAGCGCCGCCGUGGCUACACCGCAGGCCGCGGGGGUCUCCAUCUUCGUCUACAUCCUCGGCCCUCUGGUCGGUGUCAUCGCCCUGCUCGUGUGCUGCGCUUGUACCGCGUGGACCUGCGGCAAGUUUCCGAGACUUCUCCGUCGACUCCCUCGACCAUGCCGGAUCUGCUGCUCGUACCAGGAGGAAGAGGAUGAGAUAGAGAGCGAGGAGAAAGAGUUCGAUGUCGAGGCAGCGAGAGAGGCGCUGGAGGCGCGAGGAGCAUGGAUCAUGGAAGUUCAUCUCAUCCGCGCCCAGAACCUCCCGAGGUUGGACUGGGCGAUCAACGACAGGAUGCUCAUCGGGACGUCCGAUCCCUUUGUCGUGCUGAAGGUCAUCUCACAGAGGGAGGACGAGGAUGUGGCGAGGAGGUACGUCAAGCUCAAGCGCAAGUCGAGGGUCCUCCGAGGAACUCUCCACCCUGAGUUCAGCGAGAGCUUCAGAUUUCCUCUUGGCCAGUCAGCACCGCAGGACCAGCUCGCGCUGAGGCUGGACGUAUGGGAUUGGGAUCGUUUCAAGCCUAACGACUUCUCUGGCUUUGCGGAGCUCCCGCUGGGACACUUGUUCAGGGAGGAGAAGAACGAGGUUCAAGUUAGGAUCCGCCUAGUCAAGGCCAGGAGCGCAGAGGUUGUCAUCUCGGAGCGCAUGGCGGGCAAGGAAGCGAUCCGGCGGAACAUGCAGGUCGGAGAUAGCGGUAUCCCCAAGGCGCUGGAGGGGCUUGACCUGAGCAAGACGAGGAUGGGGGUGCUGCCUGGGUCGUCGGAGGGAGUGAAAGAUCGCGAUGUUAGGCGAGCAAUGUUGUCAGAGGACAAGGAGGAACUGGUUCGACUGCUUAGUGAAAGCGGACGGGACAUGGAGAAAGCCGACAUUGCAGCGGCAAGGCAAAGGAUUCGUUUCAUAUCAGCUAAAGAUGCUUCAGCUAAACUCCAGCAGACAGCGAUGUCUCUUACUUCCUCGUCCUAUGAGUCGGAAUCUGCGCUCUUUGACGCCAAGAUUUCUCUACUGCACGACAGGAGGCUGCUUUUAGCAAGACAGUUCGCGGCGGGAGAAAUCAGCAAGAAGCAGUACCACGAUGCUAAGGAAUCACUGAUGUCGGAGUACCCACAAGUCAAGCCGACGAUGCAGAAGCUGCAGAAGACGCAGAGAGAUCCCAGCAGCUCCUUCAAGAUCUCUUUCUCAGCUCAUGACCCGACCCCAGCUGCCGCCCGGGAUGUCCGGCUGACAUCGCCCGCAACAAACAAGAAAGUGACGAAAACGCUCGACAUGCGAUUUACCAGCGAUGAAGAUGAAAGGCGAAGAGGCGAGCGUGCCUCAGGUAGCGUUGUUGUUGACAUUUGUCAGAAUCUCAUCGCUAUCAGGAGGUUGGCCGUCGCCAACAUCAACACCAACGACAGCAACAUCAUGAGUAACAAGAAGACAGUCAGGAUUCAAAUUCCAGAUGCGACAAAUGCUGAAAGCGACGUUGACAAGAAGCGUCAACUGCCAGUCAAUGUCACCGCGCACUCUAUCCUCAAGGGGAAGCAGGAGCGAGCAGCUACCUCUGAGAGGGGAUCGUCCAUGAGGCAGGACGGAGGAGGAGCAAGAAAUGACAACGUGGCAGCAGGCAAGAGUUUGUCACCUGCUACUCCAGCAAGGCCUUCAGCUGCCCAACUGCCCAAACUCCCGAAGCCCGAGAAGUAUCGAGCUAGGAAUGUGUUCGGAGGACGAGGAUGGUCCGGCCAAGGUGCAGCUGGAGCGAAGGGUCCUGGUGGCUCGACAGCAGGGCAGGCGGCGAACCAGAGAAACGAGCGGGCGAGCGAGGGAAGCAUUGAGAUGAACACGCGGCGAGUCGUUCACUUUGGCGAUGGGUAG
This is a messenger RNA of Guillardia theta CCMP2712, 1899 nucleotides long. RefSeq lists its product as hypothetical. The transcript is spliced from 15 exons. The record is from RefSeq and is a predicted model, not a curated record. The coding region runs from base 1 to 1899 and encodes 632 amino acids. NCBI's taxonomy places the organism in Eukaryota, Cryptophyceae, Pyrenomonadales, Geminigeraceae.